AUGAUCCCACCUGGAGUUGAACCUGAUUCGGAACUUGGCAAUGCCUUGAUGGAGCUAGAACAAGCCAGACUGGCAGCCAUUCGCCAGUUCGAGGCAAUGCAAGCACGGAAGGAUCAAGACCACCAAGAAGAGUGGAUGAUGAGACAAAGGGAAAAGAGCAAAAAGGUUGCGGAUCUCCCGAACGGCGAGGUGAUUGACAGACUGGUUCAGUCUGUACAAGACAUCGUCAAGGUCCUUGGCGAGGAGAUCGAUGAGCUGGAGGACGAAAAGGGACACGGACCGCACCUCUUGACGCUGAUGACCGAAUUUGCCAAAAACUACCGCAACGGUCUGGCUCGUUUCCGACUGUUGCCAUUCCUCGAGGACGAGGAUCAAGUCAUAUCCUGCGCCGAUGAGCUCAAUAGUCUGAAAUUGGACUACCGCGACGACCUGGAAGAGUUCGAAGCCCUCAUCGGGCUGGUCACUAUCGACCAACCUUUGUUCUGCUGGUUGCAGGAUAUCAAGCGGGCGUUCAAUAACCUGUACUCCCUUCGAUGCGGGAGGGAUGUCUUGCUCCGCGAAUGGCUCAAUUCGUAUCUCGAGCGCGACGACCUGCUCGAGUCGGCCAAGUCCAGAACCAAAGGCAAGGAAGGGGAAGGAAAGAACCCGUUACAGGCGCGAGUCGAAGAGGCGUUUGCGGAGCAGGACUUGCCUGUCCCCGAGACGUACAAGCCGGGGUACAAAGAAGCGCGAGCGAAGCAGGCAAAGGAGAGGUUGGAGAAGAUGGAAGCCGAAUGGAAGUUGGCGGACGCUGAUGACGGCAAGGUGAAACCACCCUCCCAGCCCAAGAUGGACCAGACUAUCCAGACUCAGGUCGAGGGUCAAAAGGCGUGA
Messenger RNA from Filobasidium floriforme, 873 nucleotides. RefSeq lists its product as uncharacterized. Lineage: Eukaryota; Fungi; Basidiomycota; Tremellomycetes; Filobasidiales; Filobasidiaceae. Bases 1 to 873 code for a protein of 290 amino acids. The record is from RefSeq and is a predicted model, not a curated record. The transcript is spliced from 3 exons.